Messenger RNA from Phacochoerus africanus (Common warthog), 5187 nucleotides. RefSeq names its product HPS5 biogenesis of lysosomal organelles complex 2 subunit 2 (gene HPS5). Lineage: Eukaryota; Metazoa; Chordata; Mammalia; Artiodactyla; Suidae. The record is from RefSeq and is a predicted model, not a curated record. Gene Ontology annotation, biological process: developmental pigmentation. Gene Ontology annotation, molecular function: protein binding. Gene Ontology annotation, cellular component: cytoplasm.
AGGGACCCCGCGCAAGCGGGGCGUAACUUGUCACGUGACAAGGAAGUACCGUUAAUAGCAUGGUCCCAGGAUUCCCGGCGCUCCGGGAUGACGUAGGCCAGGGAGGGGAGGAGCGGGAGAGGAUAGUGAAGCUCAGGUGUGGCUCUGAGUGCGCGGUUUUAUUCAGGAAUCCUGUGCCUGUCACUCAACGUAGUUUCAUCUUUCUGGAUAAAUGACUUUCGUGCCAGUGAUACCAGAGUCCUACAGCCAUGUUCUUGCAGAAUUUGAGUCUCUGGAUCCAUUGCUUUCAGCCCUGAGGCUGGAUUCCGCUCGCCUAAAGUGCACAAGCAUAGCUGUGUCUCGAAAAUGGUUGGCUUUGGGCAGUUCAGGAGGAGGACUCAAUCUCAUUCAAAAAGAAGGCUGGAAGCACAGGCUUUUUCUUUCACACAAGGAAGGUGCAAUUUCUCAGGUUGCCUGUUGUUUGCAUGAUGAUGAUUAUGUUGCUGUAGCUACCAGUCAAGGUUUUGUGGUUGUUUGGGAAUUAAAUCAAGAGCGUCGUGGGAAGCCAGAACGAAUUUAUGUGUCUUCAGAUCACAAAGGCCGAAAAGUUACAGCUCUCUGUUGGGAUACAGCUAUUCUUAGAGUUUUUGUAGGUGAUCACAUGGGGAAAGUUUCUGCCAUCAAACUCAACACUUCUAAACAAGCAAAGGCAUCUGCUGCCUUUGUGAUGUUUCCUGUUCAGACAAUAACAACAGUUGACUCCUGUGUUGUCCAGUUAGAUUAUUUGGAUGGAAGACUACUUAUAUCUUCACUUACCCGAUCCUUCUUGUGUGACACUGAGAGAGAAAAAUUUUGGAAAAUUGGAAACAAAGAAAGAGAUGGAGAAUAUGGAGCUUGUUUCUUCCCUGGAAGAUGUUCUGCAGGCCAGCAGCCCCUAAUAUACUGUGCUCGCCCUGGCUCCAGGAUGUGGGAAGUGAACUUUGAUGGAGAAGUUAUAAGUACCCAUCAGUUUAAGAAACUCCUUUCGUCACCACCACUCCCUGUGAUUACUCAAAGAUCAGAACCUCAGUAUGAUCAUACAGUUGGAUCCUCCCAGUCUUUGUCUUUCUCCAAACUUUUGCAUCUUAGUGAACAUUGUGUGCUGACUUGGACAGAGAGAGGAAUUUAUGUUUUCCUUCCUCAGAAUGUUCAGGUUCUUCUUUGGAGUGAAGUGAAAGAUAUUCAGGAUGUGGCUGUCUGCAAGAAUGAGCUGUUCUGUUUGCACCUAAACGGGAAGGUUUCCCAUCUUUCCCUAUUAUCUGUGGAACGCUGUGUGGAACGCCUGCUGAGGAGAGGCCUGUGGAACCUGGCUGCUCGAACUUGCUGUCUUUUCCAAAAUUCUAUCAUUGCCAGCAGGGGAAGAAAAAGUUUGACUAUAGAUAAACUGGAACAUUUGAAAUCUCAGCUGGACUCAGCAACCUAUGGUGAUCUGAUUUCUCAACUGGAAGAUCUGAUCUUAAAAUUUGAACCUUUGGAUUCAGCUUGUAGCAGUAGAAGAAGCUCCAUUUCAUCACAUGAAAGUUUCAGCAUCUUGGACUCUGGUAUUUAUCGUAUCAUUAGCAGUAGAAGAGGCAGUCAGUCUGAUGAAGACUCCUGUUCCCUUCACAGCCAAACCCUCUCAGAAGAUGAGAGACAAGAAUUUACCGCACAUCAAGAAGAGGACCAACCAGAUCAGUGUUUCGGCUCACAUGCAAAUGAAGACAGUGUUUCUCAUGGUCCAGUGACGUCUGAGACAGAAAAGAAUGAAACUUUUCUCCCCUUCGGCAUUCCAUUAUCAUUUCGUUCUCCAUCUCCUCUUGUGUCUCUUCAGGCUGUCAAGGAAAGUGUUUCUAGCUUUGUGCGUAAAACUACUGAAAAGAUUGGCACCCUUCAUACAAGCCCUGAUCUGAAAGUGAGACCAGAAGCCAGGGGUGAUGAGCAGUCAUGUGAAGAGGACGUGAGUUCAGUCAGUUGCCCAGAGGAGGAAGUCACUGAGGGAAAAGAAGAAGUAGUCAGUCAGCCUCCAGAGGAAGACAAAUUCCAAGAGCUCAAAAUAGCAACAGCAGAAGCAAUGACAAAGCUACAGGACCCACUGGUUUUGUUUGAACCAAAGUCCCUGAGAAUGGUUUUACAGGAGUGGCUUUCACAGUUAGAAAAAACAUUUGCCAUGAAGAACUUUUCAGGUGUUUCCGAUACUGACAACUCCUCUGUGAACUCAAACCAAGAUAUGCUGUUGCUUGAUGAGUCAAAAAAGGGAAUAUUAGAUGAAGAAUAUGAAGAAGAACAAAGGGACUCCUUAGGCCACGAAGAAAGUGUUGAUCAAACAGCAUGUGAAUCUGCAAAUAGUCUGAGGGAGCCCUUGGUUGAUGACCUUUUUCAAGUAUGUUCUCCAUGCCUUAUAGCAGAUGGUCUUCAGAAGGAGCUGGCUGAAUUGAUAACGUUGUGUUUGGAAUUGAGUGUAUUAAAUUCUGAGAUCAAAAGUGCAAGUGAGCAUGUGGACCACACUUUACAACAGAGCUCUUCUGAAAUUCUGGCUUGUCAGUUCCUAAAGAAGUACUUUUUUCUCCUGGAUUUGAAAAGAGCAAAGGAGAGCAUCAAGCUGAGUUAUGCUAACAGUCCUUGUGUUUGGGAUACUUUUAUUGAAGGAUUGAAAGAAACGGCAAGUUCUGAUCCUACAUAUAUAAAGAUGGAAGAAGGAGACCUCCCAACAAGAUUAAAGUUAUUGGAAGACUCAGUCCCUUUUGACAGUCCUUUGCUGAUUGCUUAUGCUACUCGAUUGUAUGAGAAAUUUGGAGAAUCUGCCCUUCGAUCCUUCAUCAGAUUUUACCCAUCCAUUUUGCCUUCGGAUGUCAUGCAACUUUGUCAUCAUCAUCCUGCUCAGUUUUUGGCCUAUUUAGACAGUCUGGUGAAAUCAAGGCCUGAAGAUCAACGGCCAUCCUUCCUUGAGUCCCUUCUGCAACCAGAGUCUUUGAGAUUGGAUUGGCUGCUGUUGGCCGUGUCCCACCAUGCUCCCCCCAGCACCAGCACUAUGGACGAUGAAGGAGACCCCAGGCCUCAUUCUCACUUGUUUUCCUGGGGUUACAGUCAAUUAAUCCUCCUUCUAAUUAAACUUCCUGCAGAUUACAACAAAGAGAAAAUGACUGACAUUUGUAAGUCUCAUGGUUUCUGGCCUGGAUAUCUUAUUCUCUGUUUGGAGCUGGGGAGAAGAAGAGAGGCCUUCACCAACAUUGUAUAUCUGAAUGAUAUGAGCCUGAUGGAAGGGGACAGUGGUAUGUUGGAUCCGGAGACUGUGGAGGAAUGGAAGCUUCUCCUGCACCUGGUACAGAAUAAGAGCACCAAGCCAGCCCCACAGAAGCCACCCAAUGGGAACUUCAGCGAUGGGCCUUCUCCUAUCAAUGUGGAGAAUGUGGCACUCCUGUUAGCUAAGGCCAUGGGCCCCGAUCGAGCCUGGUCAUUGCUAGAGGAAUGUGGUUUGACCCUCGAGCUAUCAGAGAGGUUUACCAGAACCUGCGAUAUCCUGAGGAUUGCCGAGAAAAGGCAGAGAGCCUUGAUACAAAGCAUGCUUGAAAAAUGUGAUCGGUUUCUCUGGUCUCAGCAGGCAUAGUUGAAGAAGAUUCAGCAGGGUGUCAGGAGACAUUUUCAGGAAAAUGGAAUCAUGCUCCUGAACCUUCUGAAUGCAUUUUUUAUUGAAGAAAAGGCCCCACCUGAGAUCCCUGCCACCUUAUUGGAGCACUUUGUCCAUGUCUUAUAAUGUCUGCAUUUGUGGCUUUAUCGUGACUUCAGUGAUUUUUGACUAAAGUUGAAUUUUGAAAGGAAUUGGUCCUUGUUUGCUGAAAUGAAGUGGUCUGGAAGGAGAAAGAAUGUGAAUGUUCCCAGCUAUCCAGCUGUCCAGUCCUUAUUCUUUUUUUUUUUUUUUUUGGCCAUGCCUGAAGCAUGUGGAAGUUCCUGGGCCAGGGAUUAAACCCAUGCCACAGCAGUGAUGACACUGGAUCCUUAACCCACUGAGCCACCAGGGAACUCCCUCCAGUCCUUAUUCUGAUGACAGUGUUACUUGUUCCUCACUGGUGGACUGGGAGAAUUCUUUUCCUCUUGGGACUGUUGUAUAGGGAGCAGAAAUUUCUCAUCCUGGUCACAUGAAGACACACAAUGUAAUUGACAGAAAUUAAAUUCCUUUUUUGUCUUGUUUGGAACAGUUUGAGAAAUUACCAAAAUAAGACCUGGUAUAAUGGAAUUAACAUGUAAAAUAAGUGAAAUACUGAAGAUUCAAAUUAGAUACUUAAAUGGCCCCCUGUUUAAAUUGAGCUACGUUAAAAUUAUUUUUUCCACCAUUUGACAUUUUCUAAUCUCAACCUGUAUACAUCUUAUUCAUUACUGGAAAUGUUUUAUUCCGGUCUUCACUCAACAGAGUAGCCCAAAGUUAUCAUGCACUUUUAAAAAAUGUUUUUUAAAAGCCAUUAGUAGGAGUUCCCCCUGUGGCACAAUGUGAUUCGUGGCAUCGUUGCAUCACCAGGGAUGCAGGUUCGAUCCCUGGCCUGGCACAGUGGGUUAAAGGAUCCAGUGUUGCCACAGUUGUGGUGUAGGUCACAACUGUAACCUUGGAUCUGGAUCCCUGGCCUAGUAAUGCCAUAGGCUUCGGGGCAGCCAAAAAAGAAAAAAAAAAGCCAUAAUAAAGGAGGGCUGAGUACUGAUAAAGACUUCAGCAAGUGCCUAUAUUAUUUAAGUACUAGAUUGCUAUUUUCAGGCUCCUGUAUAUUUAUAGAGCAUGGUAUAUUAGCAAUAAAUGUAAAGCCUGGAAUAAUAAAUACCUACCUGGAGAUAGGAGAUCAGAUUCCCCAGGUUAAAAGCUCAGUCUCACAAGGCUGCCCCCACUUCAGACUCCCAUCACAGGUCCAGGUGGUUAACUGUAAUACCUGUUUUUAUUGCGCUUGAUUUAUUGUAUUUCACAGAUACUCUUAUUUACAAAUUGAAGGUUGUGACAACCCUGCGUUGAGUAAUUCUAUGGGCACAAUUUUCCAACAGCAUUUCCUCACUUGGUGUCUCUGUCACAUUUUCAUAGUUCUUUGAAUUUUUUCAGUAUUAUUAUAUUACGGUGAUCUGCAAUCAGUGAUAUGUGGUUACUAUUGUAAUUGCUCAGUGGCAUCCCUGCACCCAUAUAAGACGGUGAACCAAUAGAUGUUGUGUGUGUUCUGA